AUGAGCGCCCAAUUAAAGGCAGAAGCGAAGCCGAACGGAGUCGUACCGCAGCAAGGGCAGCGGCUAGAGGCUACUCCGGAUGAGGUUGGUCGUGGAACCGACCAAGUUGAAGAAGUUCAUCGUGGCGAGCAACAGCAGCACGCCCGAGACGUGGGGCCAUGUGAGGUGGCGCGUCAAGGGGUGCAGGAACCAAAAGCUGCAGAACCGGCCCGAAGCUCUGAGACCACAGCUGCACCAGUACAGGCGAGGUUGCGAACGGAAACCUUGAUGAUGCCGGAUGUAGGUGGGCGAUCAGGACUGGGAAGUGCUGGGGCGGUCAACACUGCUGCAGGUUCGUCGAGUGGCUUCUUCACCCCAAAGGCUGCGACAACGGCCCGAGGGGCAGUCAACCCACCUUGGAUGGGGAACGUGGAAUCCUUUGCCAGGAACAAGCCCUCCAUACAAUACGCCGCCAGGGGGACCUGCCUUCAGGCAGCGUUCGCCGGCCAGGGCAAGAGCUAUACCUCCGGCACCCACGCCACCGCUAUCCAGGCCGAAGUCCAACGGCAGCUUCGAGGCAUGGCGGGACAACUGCGGGAUUACGAGAGCAGAAACCAGCAGCUAGAGCGUGAGUUGGUUGAGGUAAAGGAGCAUCUUCGACGUGAACAGGAGAGAAGAAUGACCGGGGAUGACUAUUACAGGGCUUUCCCGAACCACGAGGUGAGCCUUCCCGGCUACAUGUUGAUGGCCGGGUACCUGAGAAUGCCGGUGUACCUAGAAGUGGGGUUCCUAUUCUUGGUCAGGGACUACCUGAGGGACCUAGAGUAUUUCAAAGUGAACUUCCUGCACUGGGUCAAGGAGUAUAUCAUGGUCCCGGAGAGAAGAGGGGCGAAGACGCUCCGCUACCAGUGCCCCCAGAGAGAAGAAACUGGACCAGGACUGCUGAGGUCGUGGUUCGCUGGGCGCCCAAGGAGUCAGACACCGCCACCUAGGCCUCAGAGAGAGCAGUCUGAAUCCCCGGUGCUAGAAGCUCUGGCACGCGGAGUUCAACAACUACAAGAACUACAAGCGCAAGCCCUCUCAAAAGCUACUAUGAGCACAGGUUCGGAAGUAGUGAAGCCUGGAACCAUGUCACUCAUGAAGAUGCCAGAGAUCAAGGACGGUGCCGAGUCUGCCUUGACUUUUCAGGAUUGGUUGGAGGUUUCAUCGUCAAUCAUGGCUGACAUCAGUGAGGGCAGCGGUGAAUGGUGGUCAGGUGUGAUGGGCCAGGUGGAAGAGGCUUAUGAGAAGUGGUUGAUGGCGUCACCCCUUGAAAGGUUGGCGGUUGAGCCUACGGAUCCAGAGUUGUGGGCUACGGGGAAGUGGAACCGUGUAAAUGCGAGAGGAGCAUCGAUGAUCCUAGCUGCAAUGUCCGACACGCUCAAGGCAGAUGUAGUGGCACGACGGAGCACACAGAGUUGCACGAAGCUAAUGUUCCGGGCCUACACGUUCUACCAGCCAGGUGGUGGUGCUGAGCGGCAGGAUGUUCUAAAGCGGUUACAGAAUCCUCUCGAAUAUGUCCCAGGAGAAUCAGCUGAGCAUGUUCUACAAGUGGUGCGUUCGUGGCCAAGGUGGAUGGAAAGGUGCAAGAGAGUCCACAUGACCCCGCCAGACGCCUCAGUGCUUGCAAGAGGACUCACGAUGCUAACUGAAAGGCAUAUCAACAUGUCAACAGAUGCAAGCUUCCGAACGUCUAUGCUACGAGCUAGCCUACGUUUAGACGCUCGUCCUACAGUCCCUCAAGUGCAGGCGUACCAGAAGCACCUGCAAGCAGAGCUCGAAUCCAUUGUGGCGGCAGGCUCGCUGCAGAACACCAUGAUCCCCAAGCUGAAGGCAGUGGAGGCACCGUUGCAGCCAAAGGCCAAAGACGCUGGGGGAAAGGGAGGGCCUAGCACAGACCUCUGCAGGUAUUUUGCAAAAGCCUGUGGUUGCAAAAGAGGGGAACGCUGCAGCUAUGCACAUACAAUGGCAGGGAUGGACAAAGAUACGAGGUCAAAGAAGUGUUUGAAGUGUGGAGCUGAAGCACAUAGAGCUAAAGACUGCCCUAUCGGUAAGGCGGCCCCAAAGACACCGACUCCGACCUCUACUACAUCUUCAAGAGAGACGCAGCCUAAGAAGCCACCGCCUUCGAGCCAGGAGAACGCCACUGUGAGCACCAUGGCAACAGCAGGAACCACAGGCUCAGGUAUGACAUCCAUGAGCGACGUCAUCCAGGGAACACCCUGGACUCUGGAAGCCCUAGUGCAAGCAGCGCAACAGGUCGUUCAGACCCAAGGCGUUGACCCUGGCUCAGAGUCAUCACCAGAGAAGACUAGACCCCAGAUGAAGGUCUUGAUGUUGAGGGACAUUCGGGUUUGCAGUGCGAGUUCGAUCACAACGGCGUUGGUGGACUCAGGUGCUACACAUGGACUAAGGACGGCGAGAUCUACAGAAGAGUGGCUGAGCUCGGAAGAAAUCUCCGUCCAGCUGGCAGGCCAUCACCAGUUGGUUAUGAGGAUCACGCCGGGAGGUACGUUAUUGAUGCCUCCGGUCAAGGUUGAGGGAAAGGGGCCACCAGCAGCAAUGGGUCAAACUAUCGUUCCCAUGGGUGAGUUGAUCAAGACUUUGGGGUAUUCUAUGUUUUGGACACCCGAAGAAUGCUACCUUCAGGAACCAUCGGGACGAAGAAUACCUUUGCAAACAGAGAGUGGUUGCCCGCAGAUGUGUGAGAUGGAGGCAUUGGCCAUCAUUGCUCGCCUGGAGGACCGGCGCUUGGAAGAGUUGAAGAACGCUAUGCUGCUGACCAAGGACAGGGUUGGAGUGGCAGCACUGGCCAUGGAAAAAACGUGGGAUGCAUUUCUGUUGGACUACGUUGGAACUGGGUCAUUUGAGUCAGGGCUAAGAGCGGUUCGAGAUGCUCCAUUCUUCAGAGACCUUCCGGGAGAAUGCCUCGGGGGGAUGAUUCCCACUGGAGGAUUGUGGUCCGGAUGGGACAUACUAAAGGAAGUUGGAUGCUUUACACGGGCCCAGAAAAGAAAGCUCCUGAACUCGAAGCGCUGGGUUGUUCAUCUCUUUGCGGGAAAGGAAGGUCACUACGAGAUUAUGAAGCUCGACCAGGGCGAAACAACGGUGAUAGAAGUGGAUGUGAGCCGGAGCCCAGGUCUAGACUUGUUACGGUCUGAGCUGUGGAGGAUGCUACUGUGGGGAGCGAAGGAGGGCAAGAUCGAUGCAGUUAUCGGAGGACCCCCAGGCAGAACCAGUGAGCACUCUCGUCGCGGUGAUCGUGAUGUGAGGUCUAUGACAUUGGUGGCGAGGAUGUUUUGGUUGCAUGCAGUAGCCCAAGUGGGACGAGAGCUUUAUGGAGGAGUUCACAAUCAUAACAGGGAGGUAGCGUUCAUGAUUGAGUACCCCGAGGGCAUGUCCACAGAGGAGCGUGAGCUACUUGAUGCAGAAGUUCAGCGAGCUGAAGAUGCACGUCGUGAUCCUUCUGGACGGGCAGGCCCGGCAGGGUGGGAGGAAACGCGGAUGUACUGGGAAUCAGUUCAGCGUCCCCGUUUGGAGCGUCUACAGGGGAAGCCCACAAUGGAUGCAAGGGGAAGUUUUUGGGACACCCGAAUGUGGAAGUCCUACCAGCAGAGAGAAGGAUUACGAUUGGUGUCGUUUGACCAAGGUGCUACCGGAGGCUUGUCACGGAACCGUACGACCUUGGGAACAAAUGUGGCUAGCUUGUUGUCUCUUGAAAACCUACGCCUUUCCGAGGAGGAGGAAAUGCCAGAGACUUCGAAUGGAGAUCACGUGUGGUCUCCUGGGUUGGUCAAUGCGGUUGUGGUGGCCUUGAGCUUAUGGGAUCGAGACCCACGCUGUGCACCAAGGUUGCCCAGGGUACAAGCGAUGUCAGCGGCGCAGUGGAAGCAGCAUGUGGAUAGCAACCACGAGGUCUUCCGGAAGGAUUGUGUUACUUGCGUUACAUCAAGGGGGACCGGCCGACAGCAUCGUAAAGUACACCAUCCAGAUUGCUAUGUUCUCACAGCAGAUGUCGCAGGUCCUAUAGCGCCGGGGCUAGAUCCUACCUCGAAGGGAACCACUGGGAGGAACCUGAAGUAUCUCCUGGUGGCAAAGUAUUUGGUUCCCAAGUCCUACAUAGAGCAGUUUUCUGGUUGUCAACCCCCAGAAGAUGAUGGAGUCCCUCUUGAGAGUAGGGAAGACAAGGAACCAGACGAGCUGUUCCCAGAGUUGUUCGGGGAGGAUGUUUGGCGUAAGUCUGAGGAGGAGGUUGUUGACCUUGAUGUUGAGGUGAAGCAUGUUCCAGACCAUGGAGAUCCUGCCCUACUUGAUGAUUUGGAGGAGCUGGACUAUGAGCCUUCUGUGUCAGGUGAGGAGGAGCAAGAAAAAGAAGAAGUACCAGAUGAUCUUCCACCAGGCAAUGCGGCUCUGCAGCAGGGGGACACAAUGGCUCCAGAGAUGACGUAUUUGACUUUUGCAAUGGGGCUUCCAAACAAUCAGUCGAGUACUGUGAAGCGGGGUUUGCAAGAUGUGGUGCUGUACUUACAAAUGCACGGGUUUCCUGUGUAUCGCUUCCACUCGGACAAAGGCGAGUUCUACAACCACCAACUACGUGCUUGGUUGAGAGAUCAAGGGAUUCUGGGUACAUGGUCUGAGCCAGGAGUUGUGGCCUACUGCGGCGGAGGCAGUCACUGCGGCGCAAAGGGCGCGAGUCCUUGGAUGGAAGAGCUGCCUAGCUGCACCGUAUGGAGCAGUAGAAAAGAAGGCCUUCGACAAAUAUGGGCCACUGAAGGGUUCUAUGUUGGAUUGAGCUCAAUUCUGCACCGUGGUCACUUGGUGUACGUUCCGGCCGAUGGCGAUGUGAAGGAGAAGUUCUACCACACUCUUCAUGUACGACCCAAUUUAGUUGACCCUGGACGCCCAGAUGCUGAGCUUUGUGUUGAUGAUCGCUCAAAGCCGAAAAGGCGUGUGAUGGGGAAGACAAAGUUGGACGAGGUCGAAAUGAAGAAACUCACGGUAGGGGAGAAGGAGCUUGGAGCAGUGGCCACAGCUGAGGCCGAGCAGUUACUACAAAAUUGGGACCUAGAGAAGGCGAAGAACUUGGUGAUUCAGCUUGCCCGCGAAGGUUUCUUUUCCAACCAGAAGUUUGGGGUUUUUCGUCAUGGAGGUACCGUGGGAUGGAUGACAGGAUUGGUGGAAUACCCUGAGGUCUCAAGAAUGUUGUCCCGGGUUGUAACAGAGACAUGUCCUACAGCAUCGUUUACUUCGAUCUUGGUUUCGUGCAAUACUCCCAAGUCAAUACACAAGGACUUCAACAACGAUUACCAGACGCAGAACUAUGUGAUCCCGCUAACCGAGCCCACCUCUGGAGGAGAACUUUGGGUCGAGUUAAAGGAAGGUGAUGUUGUUUGUGGUCCGAUAGAUCGAAGGGACUGCGGAGGAAAGCAGUUGUACGGCCAACUUCAUUCACUACAACCUGGAAGAUGCAUUGAGUUCAGCCCUGCACGAUUUCACGAAGUUUCCGACUGGGAAGGAGAGCGUGUGGUCUUGAUAGCCUAUACCCCCAACUGUCUCGGCAAGCUAUCCCAGGAAGAUCUACAUCAACUACACCAACAUGGGUUUCAAACUCCCUUGUCCCAGUUGCCUGAGUUUAACGGGAGCUUGAGUAUUGAGCCUCCAAUUGCUGGGAUGAGAGGUCUCCAUGUGGAAAGUGAUCGUCAAGAUGAAGGUCAAGAUGGGGUGGACCAUGGAUGGUCAAUGUAUCUUGAUCUUGAACCAGGAUUGGUAAAAGUAAAAAUAGCUGAUUGCAUUGGACCAGAGUUGAGACCAGUGCUACAAAAGGCUGAGGUCGGCUAUACCGAGGACAUAGAGACGGUCUUGAAGAACCUAUCAGGCCCUCUGGAUGUGGUGCAUAACGUCAGCCCCGAUGAGGUGAUGUCCAACUUCGAGCAAUGGCGCGCAGCUAUCACUAAGGAGGUGCAGGGAGUGAGUGUUGCCAUUGAGAGAUUGGUCCCUGGUUCGCCUUCCAGAAAGAAGUGGCUGAAUUUACCAAGGGUUCAGCGCCUGCCCAUGAAGUUUGUGUUCACUAUAAAGCCGAACGACGGUGCCAAACCCGACCAGCCCGAAACGUGGUUCAAAAGAAAGGCACGGCUUGUCAUCUGCGGAAACAUGGCCCGUUUUGAGGAAGCCUCGUUGUAUGCAGAAACUGCUCCAGCAGAAGCGGUACGAAUGGCUUUGACGAUGGCUUCGAAGAACAGGUGGCUUAUUGCAAUCUUGGACAUAGUUGCAGCCUUUCUCAAGACUCCCUUAGGUCGUGUGGAAACAGACCCAGUAGUAGUGGCCCAACCACUGCGAUUGCUGGAGGCGCUUGGACUUAUAGAGCCUAUGGAGCUGUGGGGCCUUAUAAGGGCUUUGUACGGUCUACGUGAAGCACCAAUGCUGUGGACCAACUAUAGGGACGCGACGAUGCAGACCCUCCGUGCUCCUGUGGGCCUGUCAUGGUAUCAGGGCAAGGCAAUUACCUCAUGGUGGACACUUAGAGACAAGGAGGGAAAGAUCAAUGGCCUGAUCGUUGUGUACGUGGACGAUUAUAUGCUGUGUGGACCCCGCGAAGUGAUUUGUGAGGUUUCCAGUAUUAUUCAGGAGAUGUGGGACACCUCAGAGUUGACGUUCCUGGGACCCGGCAGUUCAGUGCGCUUCUUGGGAAUGGAACUUCAUCGGGAGACUGAGGACAGUGAGGUGAUCACAGUGUUCCAGAAGGGGUAUGUGCAAGAGCUACUACGUCUUCAUGAAGUUAAACCAUCGCAGUUAGACAGGGUACCGAUCACCAAGGAGCUCUCCUAUAUCCCCGAAAAGCCGGAGCAAGCUUCUGAGGAGGAUGUAAGGAAGGCUCAGCAAAUGACGGGAGAAGCUUUGUGGGUGGCACAGAGAACACGCCCAGACCUUUCGUAUACUACUUCGAUGAUGGCAAGUUUGUGCACUAGAAGCCCGUCGCAGGUGGUGAUGAUCGGCAACAAGGUUUUGGGCUACCUCCAGCGUACCAUGAACUAUGGGCUGAGAGUUCAAUGGGGAAGCAAAGGCCUUGUGAUGUUCUGUGACGCUGCGUAUGCUCCACAAGGAGAUCGAUCGCAUGGAGGAUGGGUGGUAACCUACGGUGGAGUACCGAUAGUCUGGCGCAGUGGGCGGCAGCAAAUGGUCACAUUAUCCACUGCAGAGGCAGAGUUACUGUCGAUGAUAGAUGGUGCAGUGGCAAUGCUUGGUCUGGAGUCAUUGCUUGUGGACAUUGGCGAGGUUGUCUACGAGAGGGAGAUCGCAUCGGAUAGCAUGGCGGCCUUGAGUAUAUCCUCGGGAUCCAGUUCUUGGAGAACAAGGCAUUUGAGAAUCAAGGCAAACUGGUUGCAGGAAAAACUAAGCUAUGGGGUGCUGAAAGCCCGGCAUUGUCCAGGAGAACAUCAGCCAGCUGACCUGCUGACCAAGGCCUUGAGUUAUGCAAGAAUGACAUCGCUACUGUCACUAUGGAGCAUUGGCGAGCAGGUGUUGAAGAUGGCAUCUACUAUGGCAAGGUUGCAAAGCUCUUCAAGGGUGACUGUGGCUUUGGUGUGUUGCUUGCUUAUUGUAUCCGUGCAGGCGACGGAUGAUGGACAGACCCCAGUACGAGGUUCCGGGCUUCAAGUUGAUCGGGAUCUUGUGGGUUCCUUUAUGGUUGGACUGAUGGUGCUGGGUGCGUUGCUGCUUUGGGAAGGACUAAAAUGGCUAUGUCAAGAAGUCUACAACGAGUACACGCCGGGUGCUUCAGCUCGAAAACUCAAGAAGCUGAAGAAAUUACGUGAAGCUACGACCCGGGCAAUUGAAAGGGAGUUAGACCGUCUACAAGAAGAGCACCAGGAGCAUGGACAGUCCAGACGGGAGCAGCCAUCAUCGGCAUCGUCUACUACCAGGUCGCGAAGACAGGAGCCAAUGAGACAGAGAACCCCAUCACCGCCGAUUACUCCAAGGACAACAACACCAGCAAGAAUGAGCACGGCUAGGCUGAGGACACCGACACCGCCCCGACCAAGAACUCCGUCGCUGGCUAGAGUUGCAGGACAAUCACUGCAUGAAGCGUCAAGGGGUAGGGUUACCACGGCAACAUGGUCCCCAGGCUCCAAUACAGGCGUUCCGAUGCCAGAGUUUCAGAGGGUAUGCGAGGAUGUUUGCAGACUGAUGACCUGCGAAAGUCUGAAGGAGGCCUUGCGUACUGAGGGACUAGCAGUGUCGGGCUUGAAAGAUGAUCAAGCAAGAAGGCUGGGUCAUCGCAUGAUGGAGCUGGCGGACAACUCUUCGAGUCCGACUAUCAGACAGCUACGCUACGUGUUGUGGCUAUGGCGACACAAGGACAUGAGUGGACGGCAUGUACUUAGGUACUUUGAGAUCAACAAUAGAGAAAGGAUCUCAGCUCUCAUUGCGCAAUGGAACCGGACCUAA
Symbiodinium sp. CCMP2592 is the source of this 8463-nucleotide messenger RNA. NCBI's taxonomy places the organism in Eukaryota, Dinophyceae, Suessiales, Symbiodiniaceae. The record is from the annotation of a GenBank genome assembly.